UCCUGAACCAGGAAACAAAUUUAAUAUUCAAAUUAAGACAUGCUUAUAUCCCAACACUGAUUACAAAUGCAGAGGAGGUGAUACACACAGCAGCUGCUUGCUGAAUUGACAUUGAGGUGAUGAACUUUUUAACCUGCUUAUUCUGUAAACUCUCUUCUACUUCAGACUGGUAUCCUCUGCUGUAAAACAGCUGAUGUGGAUGUAUAUGAGUUUCUGAGCAACUUACUUUGUUGAAAUAAAGGACUAAGCCCAGCCCUGCAACAGUAUUUAGAAGUGCACCCAAUUUAGAAGUGUACCUAGUUGGUGGGAGUCUUCUAGGAGUCUCUGACCACCCUAGAAACUCAGUAAUCAUACUGAUGGCAUGUCAAUAAGGCUCCCUCAUCUCCAGACACAGAUUGAGCCCACAGGCUCCCAGUUCACCACUGGGGUGGUGAAGGAUCUUCUAAAGGAUUCAGGACACAACCCCAACCUCUAUGCUUCCAUUAGCUAAAUACUUUUUAAAGAUAUUAAGCAGUUAUGUUGCUUUAGAGAAGGAGACAUAGUGACUCAUGAAAAACAUAGUCAAAAAUAAUGAAUCAUCUCAGUGUAUUUUCAUUCUGGGGACAUUAGUGAUUUCCAGCAUCACAGCAGAUUUCCAGGCUCUGAUUUUCUUGAUGAGGUAUUUGACUUGAUGUUAAAAAAGAAAAAAAAAAAAAAAGUGUCCAAAAGUAAUUCCCAGACUCAUGGGCUAAACAGAAGUUUUCACAGCAAGAUUCAGAAUCACAGAAUGGAUGAUGGAUGAGGUUGGAAGGCACAUCACUGAGUAAUCUGGUCCAACCUCCCAGCUCAGGCAGGGGCAUUCUAGAGCACAUGGAACAGGAUUGCAUCCAGACAGUUAUCUCCAGUGAGGAAGAUUCUACAACCUCUCUGAGCAAUCUGUUCCAUGAAUUACUACAGUGAAGUUUUAGGCAAGAAUGGUCUCUACAUUGUUUCUUGAAGAAAAAGAGAUUCGGGCAAUGCUGCAGAAGUGCCAUGGAUUAUUUCUGGGAUGGACCUGGGGGUGCUGACAUCCAUCAUUUAUAAAAGAAUGUGUUGUUGUUAGACAUAAUAGGUUAGUUGUGAUCGCUGUAAUUGUCAUCAUAGAAAUGAUGUGCCAAUGCUUACCUGGGAUACACAAAGGGUUGGAGAUAAGGUAUUGAUCUGCUUAGGACUGGCUAACAUCACGUAAGAAUGACAAAGUAUUUAGGGCAAUGUUUGAAAUCUCAAAGGCAAUCUGUUUUUUUUUUUUUUGUUUUCAGGCAAGAUUUGAUUUGAGAACGUAUAAAGAUCAUGUGAGCUGUGGCUGCAACCAUUAUUCUUUUACAUGACAAUCUAGUGGGUCCUCUUAUACUUCCUUGCCUGUGCACCCACCUACCCAAAACCACCACCAGAAGGUAAUGCAGGGCAAGUCCAGCAGAUUGUCCUGGCUCAGCAGUCGAAGUUGGAGCACUCACAGGGGACAGUCCAAGAGUUAUGUGUGUGGGUUUUCAACGCAGGGCAGAAAUGGAAAUUGGCUUGUUGGAUUUGCUUCUUCCCAUAAGGGUUUCUCUUUCCCUGAUCCGUUUGUCCUCAUCUUUUCUCCUUGCUUUCUGUUCUCCUUUCCUCUCCUUACCCUUUCUUUCCCCUUCUCCACUCCCCUCAUUUUGCCUUCCUUCUCUCCCGGGGGUGCAAGCUGCCGUCCCGCUCGGAGGUGUCUCCACGUUCUCCGUUCCGAGCCCGGCGGGGCAGCAGCCGGAGGGCGGGCGGCCCCGGCUCCCCGGCGGUGCCGGCUCAGCGCCGCGGGGCGUGCGCAGGGCCGCGGAGCCGGCCGGGGCGGGCGCCCAUCGCUGCGCCGGCCGGGGCGGGCCCAGCGCCGUCCCCUCCUCCCGCCCGCCCGCGCGGGGGACGGGAUCGCCCCGCCGACGACCCGAGCGGCAGCCGCGGCCGGGAGCGCAGCGCGGAUCUGCAGGAGCCCCUCGACCCUUCCUCCUCCUCCUCGCCGUCCGCCCGGCAGCAUGGCCCGGCGCGAAGCGGCGGCCGCCCCCGGCCUGUGCCUGCUGCUGCUGCUGCUGCUCCGCGGUGAGGGGCUGCUCGCCCCCGCCGCCGCGCAGCCGCCGCCGCCGCCGCAGCGCGGGAGCGUGUGGUGCCCCAGCCGCUGCCUGUGCUUCCGCACCACGGUGCGCUGCAUGCAUCUGAUGCUGGAGAGCGUCCCCGCCGUGUCCCCCCAGACCACCAUCCUAGACCUAAGAUUUAAUAGAAUUAAAGAAAUCCAGCCUGGAGAGUUUAGACGACUUAAAAACCUGAACACACUGCUUCUAAACAACAAUCAAAUCAAAAGAAUUCCUAGUGGGGCAUUUGAAGAUCUUGAAAAUCUGAAAUAUCUCUAUUUGUACAAGAAUGAAAUCCAGUCAAUUGACAGGCAAGCAUUUAAAGGACUUGCCUCUCUAGAACAACUGUAUCUGCACUUUAAUCAAAUAGAAACGUUGGAACCUGAAUCCUUUACUCAUCUUCCAAAACUUGAAAGGCUGUUUUUGCAUAACAACAGAAUAGCUCAUUUGAUUCCUGGAACAUUUAGUCACUUAGAAUCUAUGAAGAGACUGCGUUUGGACUCGAACGCUCUCCACUGCGACUGUGAGAUCCUGUGGCUGGCGGAGCUGCUCAAGACGUACGCGGAGUCGGGGAACGCCCAGGCGGCCGCCACCUGCGAGUACCCCCGAAGGAUCCAGGGGAGGUCAGUGGCCACCAUAACGCCAGAGGAACUCAACUGUGAGAGGCCAAGAAUUACAUCAGAGCCUCAGGAUGUGGAUGUUACCUCAGGGAAUACAGUGUACUUCACUUGCAGGGCUGAAGGCAAUCCUAAACCAGAAAUUAUCUGGCUUCGAAACAAUAAUGAGCUCAGUAUGAAAGAAGAUUCCCGUCUAAACUUGCUAGAUGAUGGCACGUUGAUGAUUCAGAAUACUCAAGAAACAGACCAAGGCAUUUACCAAUGCAUGGCAAAAAAUGUGGCUGGAGAAGUGAAAACUCAGGAAGUUACUCUUAGAUACUUUGAAUCACCAGCCCGGCCAAGUUUUGUGAUUCAUCCACAAAAUACCGAAGUGCUGGUUGGAGAGAGUGUUACCUUGGAGUGCAGUGCAACUGGGCACCCUCAGCCACGAAUUACGUGGACCAAAGGCGACAGAACCCCUCUGCCAAGUGACCCUCGGGUCACAAUCACUCCCUCAGGGGGACUUUACAUACAGAAUGUAAAGCAGGAGGACAGUGGCGAGUACACCUGUUUUGCAACUAACAGCAUAGAUAACAUCCAUGCAACUGCAUACAUCAUAGUCCAAGCUCUACCUCAGUUUACUGUCACUCCACAAGACAAAACAGUGAUUGAGGGACAAACUGUUGACUUCCCUUGUGAAGCACAAGGUUAUCCCCAGCCUGUUAUUGCCUGGACUAAAGGAGGAGGCCAGUUGUCUGUUGACAGGAGACACUUAGUUCUGUCCUCUGGAACACUGAGGAUUUCCAGGGUGGCUCUGCAUGACCAGGGACAGUAUGAAUGCCAGGCUGUCAACAUUAUUGGAUCUCAGCGAAUCAUUGUCUACCUGACUGUUCAGCCUAGAGUGACUCCUGUAUUUGCCAGUGUUCCCAGUGACAUGACAGUGGAGGUUGGCACAAAUGUGCAGAUCCCAUGCAGUGCUCAAGGAGAGCCGGAGCCAGUCAUUACAUGGAAUAAGGAUGGAGUACAGGUGACUGAGAGUGGGAAAUUUCACGUGAGCCCAGAGGGAUUUCUCACCAUUCGCGAUGUUGGCACAGCCGACGAAGGUCGCUACGAAUGUGUUGCCCGCAACACCAUCGGAUACUCCUCUGUCAGCAUGGUGCUGAGUGUAAAUGUUCCCAAUGUCAGCCGAAAUGGAGAUCCUUUUGUACAAACGUCAAUUGUGGAAGCAAUUGCAACUGUUGACAGAGCAAUAAAUUCAACACGUACACAUCUGUUUGACAGUCGUCCUCGUUCUCCAAAUGAUUUGCUAGCCUUAUUUCGGUAUCCAAGGGACCCAUACACUGUUGAGCAAGCAAGAGCUGGGGAAAUAUUUGAAAGGACCUUACAGCUUAUUCAAGAUCAUGUACAAGAUGGUCUAAUGGUUGACCUGAAUGGAACAAGUUAUCACUAUAAUGACCUUGUAUCCCCGCAGUACUUGAAUCUGAUAGCCAAUCUCUCAGGCUGCACAGCCCAUCGCCGAGUGAACAAUUGCUCAGAUAUGUGCUUCCACCAGAAGUACAGGACACACGAUGGGACAUGCAACAACCUUCAGCAUCCCAUGUGGGGUGCUUCCCUGACAGCUUUUGAACGUCUGUUGAAGUCAGUCUAUGAGAAUGGAUUUAAUUUGCCUCGAGGAAUAGAACCCAGAAGGCUCUCCAAUGGCUACCCGCUCCCAAUGCCUCGCUUGGUUUCAACCACUCUCAUCGGGACGGAAACCGUAACUCCUGACGACCAGUACACCCACAUGCUCAUGCAGUGGGGUCAGUUUCUCGACCAUGACCUUGACCUCACCGUAGCUGCACUAAGUGAGGCCAGGUUUUCAGAUGGUCAGCAUUGCAGUUCUGUUUGUACUAAUGAUCCUCCAUGCUUUUCAAUCAUGAUUCCACCAAAUGAUCCCAGAGUUAGAAACGGUGCCCGCUGCAUGUUUUUCGUACGCUCCAGCCCAGUUUGUGGAAGCGGCAUGACAUCUCUCUUGAUGAAUUCUGUGUACCCACGAGAACAGAUCAACCAGCUGACUUCAUACAUUGAUGCGUCCAACGUGUACGGCAGUUCAGACCAUGAAGCACUAGAAAUCAGAGACUUGGCGAGUCAAAGGGGUCUUCUGAGGCAGGGCAUUGUACAGAGAUCUGGCAAGCCCCUUCUUCCAUUUGCCACUGGCCCACCAACAGAAUGUAUGAGAGAUGAAAAUGAGAGCCCAAUACCCUGCUUUUUAGCUGGUGAUCAGCGCUCUAACGAACAGUUGGGUCUUACCAGCAUCCACACAUUGUGGUUUAGAGAACACAACAGAAUUGCCACAGAGCUACUGAAACUCAAUCCACACUGGGACGGUGACACAAUAUAUCAUGAAACACGCAAAAUUGUUGGUGCAGAAAUGCAACACAUAACAUUUAGCCACUGGCUCCCUAAGAUCUUUGGAGAGGUAGGCAUGAAGAUGCUUGGCGAAUAUAAGGGUUAUGAUCCCAGUGUUAAUUCUGGCAUAACUAAUGAGUUUGCAACUGCCGCUUUUAGGUUUGGUCACACACUCAUUAAUCCUUUUCUGUAUCGACUGGAUGAAAACUUUGAACCUAUUCCACAAGGCCAUCUACCUCUUCAUAAGGCAUUCUUCUCUCCAUUUCGGAUUGUAAAUGAAGGAGGCAUUGAUCCACUUCUAAGGGGACUUUUUGGUGUUGCUGGUAAGAUGCGUGUCCCGUCACAAUUACUCAAUACAGAAUUAACUGAAAGACUCUUCUCCAUGGCACGUACUGUGGCUUUAGAUCUGGCAGCUAUGAAUAUUCAGAGAGGCAGAGAUCAUGGAAUCCCUCCCUACCAUGAUUUUAGAGUUUACUGUAAUCUUUCUUCAGCUCAGACUUUUGAAGAUCUGAAAAAUGAAAUUAAGAAUCCUGAAAUCAGGGAGAAACUUAGCAGGUUGUAUGGCUCCCCACUGAACAUAGACCUAUUUCCUGCUCUAAUGGUGGAAGACUUAGUUCCAGGAACUCGACUGGGGCCAACUUUGAUGUGUCUGUUAAGCACACAGUUCAGGCGUAUUCGGGAUGGAGACAGGUUAUGGUAUGAAAACCCAGGUGUGUUCACGCCUGCUCAGCUCACUCAGAUCAAGCAGACAUCUCUUGCCAGAGUUUUGUGUGACAAUGGUGACAACAUAACCAGGGUACAACAUGAUGUCUUUAAGGUGGCUGAAUUCCCACAUGGAUAUAGUAGCUGUGAAGAUAUUCCUAAAGUGGACCUCAGGAUGUGGCAAGAUUGCUGUGAAGACUGUAGAACCAGAGGACAGUUUAAUGCAUUUUCAUAUCACUUUCGGGGGAGACGUUCUCUUGACUACAGUUUUCAGGAGGACAAGCCCCUGAAGAAAAUGAAAAUGUCCAAAUCAGUAAGUUCUGUGAAACAGAGUAAAUAUUUUCGCAAUGCCACGUCUGCAUCUAAUGAAAAUAGAAAUGUACCUGCAGUGAAUGACUUCAAAGAAUUUGUUUUGGAAAUGCAAAAAACUAUUUCAAGCCUCAGAAAUCAGAUAAAAAGACUUGAAUCACGCCUCAGUAAUUCUGAUUGCACAGAUGAAGACGGUAAAUCAUAUUCCAGCAAUGAAACCUGGAAAAGGGACCCUUGUACUCUCUGUGAAUGCAAAGUUGGUCAGAUUACCUGUUUUGUAGAAUCGUGCCCUCCAGCUGACUGUGAAGCGCCUGUGAAGGGUAAAGGAGAUUGCUGUCCAGUCUGCUUACAACAAAAUACUAAUAAAAAGAAGCCAUAAGUCUACUUUUUUAAGAAUUUAGGGUGCAUACUCCUCACAUCAUAUCAGUGCCUGCUGAUGGCAAAACCAGGUAACUGCAGUCCUAACAACAGGAAGAAACCAAGAUUUACAAUAUUCUAAUGGUGCUGCAACAGGAUAACAUAAUGUAUCGUUUUAUUUUCUGCCCAUGAAGGUAAAUCACAAUGCAAAAAUUAACAAAAGGGAAAAUAGCAAACAGGUCAAAGUUAACUGUGUGUUAUACUUCUCAGGUUAGACAAACUCGAACUGGUGCUACUUUUAAACAACACUGUCGGGUAGUUUUAGGUACCCAAAAUGACUGGGUUUAGGAUUUACUCUAAAAUGAACACUUUGUUUCCUAUCUUUCCUUAGCAACAUUAAAAGUUUACUGUCCCUUUCUAGUACCAGUCAGUCUUGAUACUUAACUUUUUUGCUGUUAUUUAGUAAAAUGCCAGGAAAAUAAAAACACAAGGUCACUGUGCCUGAAGCAAUGCCAUAGCCAGGCCAGGUUUCUGCAAACAUCAAUGCAUGGAAGUUCUGUUAAAUCACACUAUCACUGCUGGGCCUGGGCCAGCAAGGAAAUAAAGAAAGCUACUUGAAACCUUUCAACUGCCUUUCCUUAAUUUAAGGAGCAAAACUAACCAAAUUUUCAAAGCAAGAAAAGCGAGAAUUAGUAAGGAAAUAUAAGUAACUGUAAUUGGAAGGGAGCAAAACCAACUGAAUGUGUAUUAUAGAUGUAAUUGACAGUGUUCCUUAUUCUAGGGAAACAUGCAUGACAGAGUAGCAUUUGAUCUUAAAAACUAGCAUAAUCCUUUUUGUCAAAACAUUUGUAAUUGCUUGACAACAUUUUUUUGUUUGUUUGUUUCAUUUAUUCUAAAUCUUUGUAACAUAACCAUCCAGGUCAGCUUGAAAGCAUGCUUCUCUUGAUCUCAGAUCAGCUCAUGUAAUUGUAUGGCCCUGUUUUGAAAAUGUGAAAAGAUGUCACAUGCCAUUUUGUAUACAAAGAUUCCUACUGAUUCAUUGUGGAUAUUGUCAAUAGACAUAUGUUCCUGAUUAUAUUGUGGCACUGUUGAAAAAAAGAAAAAUCAAAAUCAAGCAGCAUGAUUAAUUGUGGAUUGACUACUUUUUCUGACAAGGUAUUUGAUUUUUAUUUUUUUUCCAGUUUCAUCUAAUGACUAUAUAUUUUUACCUCAAUAUUUUUAGCAUUUGUGUUAAAAAUGGUCCGUCAAUGGACUUAAUCUCCCAUUUAAAUGUUUAACAUUAUAGAGUAUAUGUCUACACUAGCAUUUCAGAGUUGUGUACUUUUUAGGAUGCCAACUGUGUAUUUUUGACCAGGAAUUAUAUUGAGUGAAGGACAACUAUCAUACCUCAUUUUACAGCUUUUUUUUUCCUGUUUAUUCAGAAUUGAUUAUUUCCCUGGAUACUUCAUAUGUUAAGGUUUAUUCCCCUGCCCUUUAUUGCUAAGUCAGGACUCUCUAGAACCAGUUCUAGUUACAUGGUUCACUGACUUUGAGUGAGUUUAAGUAUUCAAAUCCAAGGGACACUGAUUGGGGUAUCAAAGAAAUCUGCACAAAAUUAAACCUUCAUAUGUUAAACAUUUCAGAUUAUGCAAACAGACUGAGUACUUAAUUAUUGCAUGGUAGAGCCAAUACCUGUCUAAUAACUAACCUAGCACAGCAAUAUGAAAUCCACUAUCAUAUUUUGGCACAUAAUUUCUCUCAUUACUAACAUUAAUAAUUUCUAAUUUGAUAAACUAUUACCAUGACACACUUUCAAACUUUGGUGUAACAUUAAAGGUUACUGCAGAAACUUUGUUUCAUACUAUGGUAGAAGCAGUAUGUACAUGUGAGUGCUGUGUUAAAAGGUGUGUGGUACACAUGGAAUUGCAAUUUAUAUUUUUAAGAAUAUUUUAAUUGAUUUUAUAUACAAUGUUUUGAUUUAUGUAAUAUUCUUUGUUAAUACUUCUAGAAAUUUUGUGGCGAGCAUGUUUGAGUAUCAUAUGGUUCCUAAAGAUUGUCAUUCCUGUAUUUCUUUGAUACUCUGUGUUUUGUUGACUUUUCCUGAGAGUCCAAACCACAUGUCUCGUCCUGUAAUUCCAGCUCAGAUGGAACUCCUAUAGCAGAAAUUCCUCAAAGAGGAAGGGUUACAGAGCUAAACCAAAUAUAAUUUAACUGUCCAAACAGUUAAAUAAGGCAGUAACACAUUCAGCUGGUUACUACUUGCAUUCUUUCUUUUCAAUUUUAUAUUAAAUAAACUUUCUCAAGAUUUCUGCUUAUAGGAGAAGAGAGUUUCCAUUUUAUACAUUAUAAAAUAGUACCUUAUAUCUGAUUGCUCCUUUUCUCCAGCCUCCAGAGUAAAGUGGGAGGUUUUCUUCGUUGUUCACUUUUUAUUCAUAUGGUAUAUAAAAUGGGCUUAGGAGUUUGGAUAUGUUUAACAAGUGUAACAAGUCUAAUAUUGAGUUAUCUUCCACCAUCCAUCUGUUUAUAAACCAGGAAAAACAGGUCUUUAUCCACAGUCUAAAAUGUAAUCAGUCAUGGAUUGUACUAGUUCAGUUUUAUUGCAGUGUCUCUAGAAUCAGUGUUGAUUUUAACAUUUCUGAAACAGUGGCCAAUGUCUAGAUGACCAUUUCCUCAGUAUCCACUGUGAGAAUAUUGCUGUAAUAUGAUGCAAAUUUUACAUAUUUAUUUUCUUUUUUAAUGUUACCUAAAACAAAGUUGUCGUUGUUGUUAUUUUAACCAGUAAAUUUACCAAAGAACUGUUUGCACUGUAUAAUGAAUGCUUUUCAGUUAAAAUAAAAUGGGCCACAUUUCCAAGUAAA
Molecule: messenger RNA, 9294 nt
Organism: Prinia subflava (tawny-flanked prinia)
Lineage: Eukaryota; Metazoa; Chordata; Aves; Passeriformes; Cisticolidae
Gene: PXDN
Product: peroxidasin
Exons: 23
Coding region: 1416-6479 (1687 amino acids)
Biological process (GO): response to oxidative stress
Molecular function (GO): heme binding; peroxidase activity; protein binding
Source: RefSeq, a predicted model, not a curated record